AUGGCGAACCUCCCGACGACGAAAACCAUCCCCGGCAAGGAGACGCCCGGGCUGCGCUACCCCUCCAACGGCAAGACAAUCUACCACCGGCCCCUGAACCGCACCAAGACGGCCGAGCUCAGCCAGGCCAGCUUCGCCUACCUCUUCAGCGAGAUGGUCUCGUACGCCCAGCGCAACGUCAAGGACAUUUCCGAGCUGGAGCAGCGACUAAACGUACAAGGCCACUCGAUCGGCAUCAAACUCCUCGACCUCCUCCUCUUCCGCGAACCCCCCCGAACCCAGGUCCGCCCCCUGACCAUCAUCACCCUCCUCCACUUCAUCAAGCAGUCCUGCUGGCAGCACCUCUUUGGCCGCCAGGCCGACCGCCUCGAGAAGUCGGCCGACCCGGCCAAGCCCGACGAGUACAUGAUCAUUGACAACGAGCCCCUCGUCAACGCCUACAUCAGCGUGCCCCGCGAGAUGUCCCAGCUCAACUGCGCCGCCUACGUCGCCGGCAUCGUCGAGGGCAUCUGCGACGGCGCGGGUUUCCCUGCGAGGGUGAGCGCGCAUAACAUCGCCGCCAAGGACGAGCACGAGAUGUGGCCUGGCAAGACGGUGUUUCUGGUCAAGUUCCGGUCGGAGGUGGUGGAGAGGGAGGGGUAUUUGGGAAAGAGCUGA
Messenger RNA from Colletotrichum spaethianum, 657 nucleotides. Its product is annotated as transport protein particle subunit trs85-2. The transcript is spliced from 2 exons. Gene Ontology annotation, cellular component: TRAPPIII protein complex; TRAPPI protein complex; TRAPPII protein complex. Bases 1 to 657 code for a protein of 218 amino acids. Gene Ontology annotation, biological process: endoplasmic reticulum to Golgi vesicle-mediated transport. NCBI's taxonomy places the organism in Eukaryota, Fungi, Ascomycota, Sordariomycetes, Glomerellales, Glomerellaceae. The record is from RefSeq and is a predicted model, not a curated record.